CGUUCACGUCAGCUUAGCGUCAUCCGCUCCCUCCCUGACAGCCAGCCCCGAGCCCCUGACUCAUCCCUCCCUUCUCGCCCCUCAUCUUGCUUUCUCCAUCCCACAGAGGCAGUCAGUCGCCGUAGCCCCACUGUGUGAGAUGCGGGGGUACACCAAGGUGCGCGACGUGGGCAAGGGGUCCUUCGGCCAGGCCAUUCUCGUGGCUGAUGCGGACGGCAAACAGUGAGUUCGAAGGGACAGCUGGAGGGGGUGGGGGGAGAAGGGAGAGGGGAGGGAGGCGCCUGGCGAGAAUGGGGCGUUUGGUUGCGUAUCUGUCAGGUUUAUCAUGAAGAUAAUUGACAUAUCGAGGAUGGGCUCUAAGGAGAGAAAGGAGGCCAUCAACGAGGCGGGCACCCAAGACAGACAGACAAGACACGCAGGAACGAACAUCUGUGUGUCUGUGUGUCUGUGUCUGUGUGUGUGUGUGUGUGUGUCUGGUGGCAGGUGAAGGUGCUGUCGUCUCUGAAGCACCCUUACAUCAUCUCCUACCGAGAGAGCUUCAUCGAGAACGGACAGCUCUGCAUCGUCAUGGACUACGCUGAGGGUGCGGUGGCUGGCCGGGGACUGCACUGCACAGCACAACCACCGUGCGUGUGUGUCUGUUGGUUGUCUUGUGUUGUGUUGUGUUGUGUUAGGUGGCGAUCUGUACCACAAGAUCCAGAAGCAGAAGAAGACCAGCCAAUACUUCAGGUGACUCACACAACUGCCCCACCUGCCCACUCAUGGAUGUGUGUGUGUGUGUGUGUGUGAUUGACAGCGAGUCGCAGAUCCUCCGCUGGUUCACGCAGGCGGCCCUCUCGCUCAAGUACAUGCACGACAAACACAUCCUUCACAGAGGUCAGCCACUCGACAAACACACACAAAGGGGCAAAGAGAGAGGGAGAGAGAGAAGGAGAGAGAGACGUUAUGGGCGGUUUGGCUUAAAACACUUGACUUGACUUGUUGUGACAGACAUCAAGACUCAGAACUUCUUCCUGACGGCGUCAGGUCGUCUGCGCGUCGGCGACUUCGGCAUCAGCAAAGUGCUCGAGUCGACCAUGGCCUUCGCGCAGACCACCAUCGGCACACCCUACUACCUCUCACCCGAAAUUUGCAAGGCACGCUCAGAGCACACACACACACACACACAGACAAAGAGGGAGAGGGAGGGGGAGGGGGAGCGAGGAAAAAUGUGUGACGUGCUUCUUAAGGCCCUUUGUUCUUUCUGCAGGAGCAGCCAUACUCAUGGGCGUCGGACAUCUGGGCACUGGGGUGCGUGCUGUACGAGAUGGUAAGGAAGGAUGCAGCACAGCAACGCCCUCGCUCUGUUUCGUCUUGCAUCGCUGCAGCUUCCCCCCUCCCUCCCUCCAUCCAUGUGUGUGUGUGGCAUGCCACUACACUGUGCAGGCGUGUUUGCGUGUGCCGUUUGACGCCCAGAACCUCCGGUCACUCGUCGACAAGAUCACCAGAGGACCGGUACGUGCGUUCGCAACCGCCAAGACAUCCACACAAUGCACCUACCUAUGUUGGCUGUGUGUGUCGUGUCUUGUGUGCAGACGCCCACCUUGCCGAGCAGCUACUCCGCCGGGCUGCGUCAGCUGCUGGCCGACUGCCUGCAGCGCGACCCCCGCAAGCGCCCCUCGGCCGCAGAGCUCCUGCAGAAGGACAUCAUUCAGGUAAAAGAGGGAGGGAGGGAGGACAGAGCCAAACAGCACAACGGGAGCGGGAGAGAGAGGGACAGGACAUCAACUGUGUGUGUGUGUGUGUGUUAAGGGUGAGAUCCGGCGCAUGUUGAAGGAGGAGCAGCUCAAGAAGGGCCAGCAGGGGGGCGGGCACAACGGCGGCGACAGCAAGGUGAGACUAACGACACCCUGAAGCCACCCACUCACACACACAUGCGCCCGCCCCCCACUCUCUCUCUCUCUCUCUCUCCCCCGUGUGUAUGUUGGAUGGUCACCAUAUCUAUCAGACUGAGUCAGCGGGCGUGUCGACGGCCGACACCACCCAGCGCCAGAACAGCAGCGAGGCCACGGAGGGCCCACGAGCAGACGACAACAACAAGCAGCAGGUGGAGCGACAACCCUCUGGCGGCGGGUCGCGCCACGACACUCCAAACAGAGACCGUAAGUGAGAAGGCCAGGCCAUAGCCGCCCCCCCACUCCCUCACCAUGUGUGUGUGUGUGUGUGUGUGUGUGUUGCAGGCCGCCAUCCGUCCGCCUUGCCUCUGCCGGUUCCUGCGGUCAACUACGGGGGUGCCGCUGGGGGUGCUGCUGGUGUGCGUCCGGCUGGGGUGCGCAGCCGGGAUGCGUCGCCCGUUGCUGGGGUGCCGUACCACAGACAGGCCACGCCGCCGGGCAUGAGACCACGGUGAGUGAGGUGUGGGUGGGUGGUGAUAGGACGGACGUGGUGUGGGGGCGGUGGAGGGAAACACAUCUGUGUAUGUGUGUGUGGGAUGCAGUGCGGUCCGCGACAUGAGCCCUUACGGCUACCGCAAUCCCAGCAGCUACUACUCGCCACGUAGCCAGGUGAAUGGGGUGGGUGCCACAUACACUACACCCACACAGUCGUGUGUCCAUCGAGUCCGCCUGUGUGUCGGUCAGUACCAGACGCCCAACGCGGCGGCUGGGAAAGCGCAUGGCGUCCCGCGGUACCCCGCUGCCGGCAAAUAA
Messenger RNA from Vitrella brassicaformis, 2687 nucleotides. The record is from the annotation of a GenBank genome assembly. Lineage: Eukaryota; Vitrellaceae.